Aureobasidium melanogenum CBS 110374 is the source of this 3486-nucleotide messenger RNA. Its product is annotated as cysteine proteinase. The record is from RefSeq and is a predicted model, not a curated record. NCBI's taxonomy places the organism in Eukaryota, Fungi, Ascomycota, Dothideomycetes, Dothideales, Saccotheciaceae. Gene Ontology annotation, cellular component: cytosol; nucleus. The transcript has 6 exons. The coding region runs from base 1 to 3486 and encodes 1161 amino acids. Gene Ontology annotation, biological process: regulation of protein stability; protein deubiquitination. Gene Ontology annotation, molecular function: cysteine-type endopeptidase activity; protein binding; cysteine-type deubiquitinase activity.
AUGGAUCUCGGCCAUGAUAUGCUGGUCGACUCAGACUACGACGAGAAGCAACAAGAUGUAGCCAUAAUCUCACCCGAAGACGACUCGAUGGAGGAAGUCGCGGUCCAAGAGCCUCGCGCCGACGACUUUGCUGCGAUGCGCAACCGCUUCAUGCCCGAAGACCCCGACCUCGAAAUCGAAUCCGAAACAACUUACACAUGGGACAUCAAAGAUUGGCGCACGCUGCCACGCAGACACCACAGUCCAACCUUCCACGCUGGCAACCACCCUUGGAAAGUUCUCUUCUUUCCAGCUGGUAAUAAUGCAAACGAGUCGGUCAGUUUCUACCUCGAACAGGGCUACGGCGAAGAGGACAAGCCCCCGGCAGAUUGGUAUGCAUGUGCUCGCUUCAUGCUUGUCCUGUGGAACCCGAACGAUCCGACCAUCUAUCUACACCAUGAGGCUCAACACCGCUUCAAUCAAGAGGAGGGAGAUUGGGGCUUCACACGUUUCGCAGAAAAGAACAGAGUGUUUGCUACCCGCUUCGACGACAAGGACCGCCCUCUGGUAGAGAAUGAUUCUGCCAAAUUGACUGCCUACGUCAGAGUGCUGAAAGACCCAACUGGUGUUCUCUGGCACAACUUUGUCAACUAUGAUUCCAAGAAAGAGACUGGCAUGGUCGGUCUUCGCAACCAGGGCGCAACUUGCUAUCUCAACUCUUUGCUCCAAUCUCUCUUCUUUACCAAUGCUUUCCGCAAAGCUGUGUACCAAAUACCUACCGAGUCCGAGACAGACGCACGAAACAGCAGCGCUUGGGCCUUGCAACGACUCUUCUACAAGCUACAGACCGACCCCGCUGCUGUAUCGACUAUGGAACUUACUCAAUCAUUCGGAUGGGAAUCUCGCCAGGUCUUUGAGCAACAGGACGUCCAGGAACUUUCUCGCAUCUUGAUGGACAAGUUGGAAGAGAAGAUGAAAGGCACUGAGGCUGCAAAUGUGCUGGCCGAGAUGUUCGUUGGAAAGAUGAAGACAUAUCUCCGCUGCAUCAACGUCGACUACGAGAGUUCUCGUGUCGAAGACUUCUGGGACUUGCAACUCAACGUCAGUGGCUGCAAGACGCUUGAUGACAGUUUCCGCGAUUACAUUCAGGUCGAGACUCUUGAAGGCGACAACAAGUACGCUGCCGAAGGAUAUGGCUUGCAAGACGCAAAGAAGGGUGUCAUUUUCGAGAGCUUCCCUCAGGUUCUGCACCUCCAACUCAAGCGAUUCGAGUACGACUUUGUUAGAGACGCCAUGGUCAAGGUCAACGAUCGAUACGAGUUUCCCGAGAUCUGGGAUGCUUCACCAUAUUUGUCCGAGACAGCCGAUCGCUCUGAGCCAUACAUCUACCGUCUUCAUGGUGUACUUGUCCACAGCGGUGACAUGAACGCUGGCCAUUACUACGCUUUCAUCAAGCCUACCAAGGAUAGCCCAUUCUUCAAGUUCGAUGACGACCGCGUCACUCGUGCCACUCCCCGAGAAGCCAUGGACGAGAACUUUGGUGGUGACUACGCUCCCACUGGUCCUAAUGGCGCCACAAAGAUGCAGAACCCCUUUACUCGCCAAUGGUCGACCAAACGUUCCAUGAGCGCUUACAUGCUUGUCUACAUUCGCGAAAGCCGCAUUGAUCAGAUUCUUGGAGACAGCGACAGCAUCCAACCACCAGCCCAUCUACCCAGCCGUCUCGCCGAAGAGCGUGCUGCACUCGAACGCAAGAGAAAGGAGCGCGAAGAGGCCCACUUGUACAUGAACGUUCAAAUUGCUACAGAAAGCAAUUUCCGCUCCUACCAAGGCUUUGAUCUGGUCGAUUGGAAGUCAACGGAUCAGGAGGAGGCCGUUGCUCCCAAAGUCAUGCGUUGUAAGAAAGCAAUGACAUUAUCAGAGUUCAACGAGCUGGUCGCACAGGAUAUCGGUACUGACGCUGAUCUCAUUCGCCCUUGGGUCAUGGUCAACCGCCAGAACGGCACUGUCAGACCUGACCAUCCUCUCAAUUAUUCAACAAUGACACUCGAGGAAGCCAACGCCAAAUUCCCAACAAGAGCAGCAUCGUUCCGUCUUUUCAUCGAACAGACCACUCGUGGUGAGGACGGCAAGCCGAUCUGGGAUAGCGAGGCCACAGCACCUUCUGCUCCUGCAGCACAGGAGGCAAAGCCUAUCAUUAUUUUCCUCAAGCACUUUGACAUUGAGACCCAGACACUGAAGGGCGUUGGCCACACAUACAUGCUUCAAAGCCAAAAGGUGCAGGAUCUUGCAGAGCCGAUUCUGAAGCUCAUGGGUUGGGAAGCAGGCACGUCGCUCAAGCUCUUCGAGGAGAUCAAGCAGAACUUCAUCGAUGUCAUGAAGCCCAAGCAGACCCUAGGACAAUCCGAAAUUCAGGAUGGUGACAUUGUCUGCUUCCAGAAGGUCACACCUGUGGAAGAGGUUCAAGCAUUCCAACAGAAAUACCCCUCUGCUUACAUCGAUGCAAACUCCUUCUACGACUACCUUCUAAACCGUAUCCGCGUAUUCUUCCUACCGCGUCCUGGAGCACCGCAGAGUGUCCCUCUUGAACAGGGAGCAGACGAGUUUGAGAUGUACCUCUCAAGAAAGGACAGCUACGACACACUGGCAACAAAGACAGCACAACAUUUGUCGACAAUCUCGAAGACGAACAUUGACUCUACCCAUUUACGCUUCACCACCGUCAACGCUCAAAGCGGCAAGCCUAGAGGGCCUGUAAAACGCACACCUACAACGACAGUGCACACCAUCCUUUCUGGCGUUGGUACCGGUGGAUAUGGCGGUGGCUAUGGUUACACAAACCAGUCUCCCGACACGCUGUACUAUGAAGUCCUGGAGAUGAGCCUGACAGACUUGGAACAGCGCAAGACUGUCAAGGUAACUUGGUUGCCCGAAGGAGUAACCAAGGAAGAGACAUUCGACUGCCUUGUGCCCAAGGUCGGCACCUUCGAAGAUGUUCUGCCAGUAUUCCAGAGGAAGGCCAAGCUACCAGAUGAGCUCAUUGAGCAAAUUCGCUUCUACGAGGCUCACUCCGGCAAAGUGUAUAAGAUCCUUGAAAGCCACACGCCCGUCUCUACAUUGAACGAGUUCAUGCAGGUUUAUGCAGAGCGUCUACCAGAGGAAGAACGAGAGGCCUCUAAGGAUGGAACUCCACCUCUUAUUGGAUGUUUCCACUACGACAAAGAGCCCGCCAAGCCUCAUGGCAUUCCAUUCAUCUUCCUCGUCAAGCAAGGUGAAAUAUUCAAGGAUACCAAGGAAAGACUGUCGAAGCGCACAGGUAUCAAGGGCAAGCAAUUUGAGAAGAUCAAGUUUUCAGUCGUCCCUCAUGGCAGCUACUCUCGACCAAAGCCUCUUGAAGAUGACGACAUACUCUCAGAAAGCUACCAAGAGGGCGAUCAGCUUGGCUUGGAUCAUGUCAACAAGGCUCGCAACGCAUGGCUCAAGUAUGAGAGCUUGAAUAUUCGAUAG